UUGUCCUCAUCUUCCUCCCUGCACCAGCAUUUAAGCAUGUCUGGCUCUGCCAACAGCAGUUAUCUAUAACAGAGUUUAUUAGCAGAAUCGACCCUUGUGUUUUUCUAUAAAGGGGAGGGUUGGCCUUAAUUUUUCUUAUUCCAAGUGAUCAUUUCCUUCCAUAUAUGAAGAGUUUAAAUUUCUGAGGGGCUUUUGGGAGAUAAUAUGGAGAUAGAGAUGAGUCAUCCUGGUCCGAGUAGUAAUGGUGGUGGAGACGUGGAGAAGGGCGGUGGCGGAGUGGUGGCUGGUGCAGCAUAUUUGGCAUGGGAGGAUUUAACGGUGGUGCUGCCAAAUUUUGGGAAUGGACCAACUAAAAGGUUGCUUAAUGAGAUAACUGGUUAUGCUCUUCCUGGAAGAAUCAUGGCUGUUAUGGGUGCUUCUGGCUCUGGCAAGUCCACAUUUCUUGACUCCUUAGCAGGUAGACUCUCAGGAAAUGUUAUCAUGACUGGCAAUGUUCUUCUAAAUGGAAGGAAAAAGAGACUCAACUAUGGUGGUGUUGCUUAUGUAACUCAAGAAGAUUUAUUCUUGGGGACACUCACAGUUAGAGAGACCAUCACAUACUCAGCACAAUUGAGGCUUCCAAGCAACAUAACCAAAGAUGAAGCAAAUGAAAUUAUCGAAAACACAAUAACUGAAAUGGGACUUCAAGAAUGUGCUGAUCAGAUGAUAGGAAACUGGCAUGUUCGAGGCAUAAGUGGUGGGGAGAAGAAGAGGCUGAGCAUAGCGGUCGAGAUACUCACACAACCCAGGAUUCUGUUCCUGGACGAACCCACAAGUGGCCUUGACAGCGCCUCGUCCUUUUUUAUCGUUCAAGCUCUCAAGCACGUUGCAUGUAUUGGUCGAACAAUUGUGGCUUCCAUUCACCAACCGAGUAGUGAAGUCUUUGCUCUAUUUGAUGAUCUUUUACUGCUAUCCAGUGGAGAAACAAUUUACUUUGGAGAAGCAAAAAUGGCAAUAGAGUUCUUUGCAGAUUCAGGAUAUCCUUGUCCAAGCAGAAGAAAUCCGUCGGAUCAUUUUCUUCGUUGCAUAAAUUCAGAUUUCGAUAAUGGUUUUAAGAAUUUUUCUGGUCCUUCCAUUAAUUUAACAACAGAAGAAAUUCGAGCAAGGCUUCUUCAGAAAUACAAAUGCUCAAACUAUGCAGCUCGAGCACGAGCUAGAAUUCAAGAAAUCUCGACUUAUACUGAAGGAUUUGAAAUUGAAAAGACUAGAGGGAGCCAAGCAACAACGUGGAAGCAACUUUCAACAUUGACAAUGAGAUCUUCCACAAACAUGUCUAGAGAUUUUGGAUAUUACUGGCUAAGAAUCAUAGUAUACAUUGUAGUAUCAAUCUGUGUUGGUUCUGUCUUUCAUGAUGUUGGAACUGAUUAUCACGCGAUUCUAGCAAGAGGGGCUUGCGGUGGAUUCAUAUCGGGUUUUAUGACAUUUAUGUCCAUCGGAGGGUUCCCAUCAUUCAUCGAAGAAAUGAAGAUUUUUUCCAAAGAAAGGCUCAAUGGGCAUUAUGGUGUCGGGGUGUACAACCUUUCUAACUUCAUAUCUUCAUUUCCAUUCUUGGUCAUGAUGUCAUUUAGUUCAGCAUCUAUCACUUAUUUCAUUGCAAAGUUUCAUCCUGGCCUAUCGCACUUCACAUUCGCCACCCUCGACCUUUUAAUCUCCAUAGCCGUGGUCGAGAGCUCCAUGUUGGUUGUGGCUUCAGUUGUUCCUAAUUUCUUGAUGGGGGUCAUAAUCGGGGCAGGUUUCAUCGGUAUAAUGAUGGUUACAGCCGGUUUUUUCCGACUCCCCAAUGAUCUCCCAAAGCCAUUUUGGAGAUAUCCAAUUUCAUACAUCAAUUACAUGGCUUGGGCUUUACAGGGAGCAUACAAAAAUGACAUGAUCGGGAUCGAGUUUGAACCAAUGGAGGCAGGAGGACCAAAGCUGAAGGGAGAAUAUGUCCUCACUUCUAUGAUAGGCAUUUCACUAAAACACUCCAAAUGGUGGGACUUAGCUGUGGUUACAGCCAUUCUUUUAGCGAACAGAUUUCUAUUCUUCACCAUUCUCAAGUUGAAGGAGAAGGCUGUACCGAAACUACGAACAAUUUAUGCAGAGAGAACUCUACACCAUCUAAAGAAGAGGCCUUCUUUCAGAAAAACACCUCCUUUCCAUUCAAAGAGGCAGCACGUUGUUCAUUCUUUAUCUUCUCAAGAGGGUCUUAACUCUCCUUUACAUUGAAAGUACACGCACAUUUUCGGGUCCUUUUUUUCUGUCUUUACGUAAUUUAGAUUUUUCCCUUUCGACGUCUUUAUUAAGCUUUUGAAUUGAUAUAAUGUUUCAAUGAGUGUCAACUUGUAUGAAUUUUCUUAGCAAGUAAUACAUAUAUAUGUAACAUGACUA
Olea europaea var. sylvestris is the source of this 2406-nucleotide messenger RNA. RefSeq names its product ABC transporter G family member 15-like. The record is from RefSeq and is a predicted model, not a curated record. Gene Ontology annotation, molecular function: ABC-type transporter activity; ATP binding; ATP hydrolysis activity. The transcript is spliced from 10 exons. NCBI's taxonomy places the organism in Eukaryota, Viridiplantae, Streptophyta, Magnoliopsida, Lamiales, Oleaceae. The coding region runs from base 205 to 2244 and encodes 679 amino acids. Gene Ontology annotation, cellular component: membrane.